UCUUUUGAAAGAAGCCUUACAACUUUCACAAUAAAGACACUAACAAAAAACGAUACUAUAAAAGAAGGAUAUUGGCCCAAAGAUGAUACAGUUCUUGUCUUUAAUCAAGUCUAGAAUCAUUAUCAUGAAGGCCUUCGUUUGUAUCCUUGCUUUUGUGGCUUACGUCAGUGCUGGUGGUGUUUCCAGUUAUGGAAGUGGAGUUGCUAUUGGAUCUUUGGGUUCUUACGGUCUUGGAAGUGGACUCGAAAGUAACAGUGGACUUGGUGUUCAACGUUUAGCUGUGUCACAACCUAUUUACUCAUCUGGAAGUAUUGGUUUAGGGCAACCAAUUGGCUUGAACCAAGGACAAACUAUUCGUAAGGUUUCUGUUUCCCAGCCAAUUCUCACACCUGUUAGCGUUCAACGACCAGUCCUGACCCAAGCAGUUAAACGUGUUUCUGUUGCUCAACCAAUUGUCACAGGAAGAAGUCUUGGCAUCAGCAGUGUUCCAGUUCGUAGUGUUUCCAUUGCUCAACCACGUACUGUCACCUUAUCACAGCCAAUCCUUUCUGCUCAACCUAUCCGUCGUACUGUUCAAGUGGCUCGUCAACCUCUUAUUGCAAGUGCCCCAAUUAGUCUUGGUCAAACACAAGGAGUUCGCCGCGUAACAACAACAACUAUUUCGCAACCUAUUCUGACUCCUGUUAGGUCUGUUGUAUCUCAACCAAUACUUUCUAGCUCAAAAAUCAAUCUUGGUGGAGCUAGCUAUGGAUCUGGUCUUGGACUUGGACUUAGUCAAGCCCAACCUCUUCGUCGUGUUUCUGUUGUUCAACCAUCACUUUCAGCCGGUAUUUCAUCUGUUCCAGUUUUGACUUCUUCCAGCUAUGGUUUGGGCAGUGGUUUGAACAGCAUUGGUGGCAAGGGAUCUCAUGGAGUUAUCUAUGGAAAAUAAACUAUAAAGGUCCUUAACGAGGAGAUUUGUAAACGAUGAUCAAUAAACUUUAGUUAGUAAGUUUUUAGGUAAAUACAUAAUUUUCUUUAACUGCG
Molecule: messenger RNA, 1026 nt
Organism: Eupeodes corollae
Lineage: Eukaryota; Metazoa; Arthropoda; Insecta; Diptera; Syrphidae
Exons: 2
Coding region: 83-931 (282 amino acids)
Source: RefSeq, a predicted model, not a curated record